Messenger RNA from Coregonus sp. 'balchen', 22222 nucleotides. The record is from the annotation of a GenBank genome assembly. NCBI's taxonomy places the organism in Eukaryota, Metazoa, Chordata, Actinopteri, Salmoniformes, Salmonidae.
AUGGUGCCUAACAUUCACCCUGCAGUGCCUCUCCUGCCCAGAGUGGCGGAGAUACUGCUGCUGCUACUCAGCUGCCUGAUGCUCUCCUCUCAGGCUGACGGUAAGUACAGUCCUACAAUACAAUAUCUAUAAAAUCCUGCUUUUAAACUAUACUCUAAGACAGGUCAUGGCAGAAUACACUUGUGUGGCUUAGUUGGUAAGAAUAGCAGUAGGCCAGAUUUUAACCCAUUCUGCAGCGGUAUAUGUGCAGCUUAGACCACUUGACCACCCUCGGCCACCAGGGUCACGGCUUUCAUUCCCGCUGGGGUCACCUAUACUAUACAUGUAGCCUAUGCAGUCACUGUACUGUAAGGCAAAGCUGAAUGUUUCUUUUGAUUUUAUACCAAUUGACUUCGACCAAAUAGGCUACAAACUGUAGUUCACCGUAUCAUUUAUUCAGUAAUCUGCUUCUUCUUAACAGAAGUACACUAAUACAGUACAACGUUAAACUGUAUUACUGAAUAUUAAUUGCGCUCUAGCUUCCUUCCUUGUUUGUUUGGCUGCUUAAGGAGAAUUUACAUUUACAUUUACGUCAUUUAGCAGACGCUCUUAUCCAGAGCGACUUACAGGAGCAAUUAGGGUUAAGUGCCUUGCUUAAGGGCACAUCGACAGAUUUUUCACCUAGUCGGCUCGGGGAUUAGAACCAGCGACCUUUCGGUUACUGGCACAACGCUCUUACCCACUAAGCUACAGCUUAUGCUGUGCAAUUUGCUGCUUAAUUUAACUUUCUAUAAACUGCUCCAGUCCAUUUACAUUUGGUCUCCUUGGUGGAUUCCAGCUAGCAACAUUUAACAGCUGAUUUUUGAAUGCACUCAGUCGCUCGCUCUCCAAACUGUAGAAUUCCCAGGAGAGAGAGAGCCCUGCUGUCCAGCUUGAUAAAGGUCUGGGGCUGGAGAAGCGCUUUCCGAGAGAUGUGUCACUGUUGCUAGGCUUUUGGAUCCCUGGGGUGUGUGUAGCGUGGAGCGAUGUUCUGCAGAAGCGAGGGGGUCCGGGACCAAAUUAAUUCAGCACAUGACCUCAACUACAGCGCUGUCACAGGGUCACUGUAAUUCAAUUAGAUCACACAAACACACUCCUCUUUCGCUCACUUUUCAACCCUCCCUCUCACUCUUUAUGUGACCGGUACCUUUAGAUUUGAACAUGUCUCAAUGCAUUACUAACCUUGGGAUACUGCAUGCUGGUAGGAAUAUAGGAAGCGCAGAAUAGAUGUUUCCCAAGGCCCCCAUUUCCUCUACAAUAAUGUAGAGAUUAGUCAUUUAAGCUCUCUGACCCUUGUUUAUUUAACCAUAGUGGGUGAAUACAUUUGUAGAAAUACAGUGCUCAUGCAAUGUUUUUCAGUGGUGAACAAACCGGCAAACUCAGCCCUGCAAAAGUCAGAAAAUAAACAAAGAAAGACAGAUGACCCUUUGCUAAGCCCCUCUUGGUUACUGUUGCAACCUCGGACAACAUUUUCCCGGGAAGCCCAAUUCCCCACUCAAACACUGGCGAAAUCCCCUCACAAUGAUAUCAAACUGUGUUUCUAAUAGACAAUGGAAUUUAACACGGAGUACCCCUUGCUAAUCAGGAAACUCUUGGGUAUGUUGUGGUGGACUGUCAUUACAAUUGCUUCACGAGAACCUGGUAAAAUUAUGUCUGCAGUGUAGCUAGCCACUGAAUUGCUCUGAAUUCACUGUCAGCAUGCUCUCAAAGCUAUAACCACUUUUGGAGAUAACUAGUGCUCUCAAAUCAUAUCCUGAUGUCGACAGCAUAUGGGAUUUGUAUUCAUAACAUUGUUAACUUAACUAGCCAGUUGAGCUGACAGCUGCUUUGCACUGUUUCGCUAUGGUUUUAGUCAUCAAUCUAGCAGGAAGGCAAUAUAUUAUUAAUUUCUCUCACUUUUCAACACUCCCUCUCACUUUUGUGUAGCUCAGUUGGUAGAGCAUGGCGCUUGCAACGCCAGGGUUGUGGGUUCUUUUCCCACGGGGGGCCAGUAUUUAAAAAAUGUAUGCACUCACUAACUGUAAGUCGCUCUGGAUAAGAGCGUCUGCAAAAUGACUAAAAUGUAAAUGUAAUGUAGUAGUGUUUCCCCACCCCUAGAAAGCAAUGACCUUUGGCUUUCCCCUGGAAUUGUUAAUUUACAGUGGGGAAAAAAAGUACUGAUGAAAAUUACAGGCCUCUCAUCUUUUUAAGUGGGAGAACUUGCACAAUUGGUGGCUGACUAAAUACUUUUUUUCCCCACUGUAUGUCUGAGAAAAAAACACUUUUCAACACAUAUGAUCUAGUACACAAUAAAAGUAUAAUACAACAUAUAGAAAUAUGAUGAUAUGAUAAAAAUAAAUAAAAAAUGGUGAAUAAAUAAGCCUCUUCAUACUUUAUAAUAUGUUCAUAUAUACUUAUAAACUGUUUUAGGAACAUCUACACAAAAUAUUUCACCUUCUUUAAACAUAUCAUGACAUUAGUGAUAGUCAAAAUCAGUUACAUUUCUGAAUGUCUACAUCGACAUUUGGGCCAUUUAAACAGUGUGCGUCCCUCCUAUAGACAAGGGAAGAAGGGCUAUGUAAAGGGCUCAUUUUUGUAAUUCUGAGCAUAUGCAAUGUGUCUGCCUCUGACGUAAAACAAAUGAUUGACUUCCACACAAAAUUACUUCUUUACUUGUUUGAGGUUGAAGGAAGAGUGUCCCCUACUACAGCUGGUUCUCACUCAGCUCUCUAACUACCGUAAUCAUAUUAAUCGGCGCUGGAAGCUUUUAUCUUAUCAUGUUUUACACGCAACUCAGAGGUCCUCUCUAUACUGCACAAGUACUGUAUAUAUGUGAGCCUGUGAGCCUUGUCUCUCAAUAGGCCCAGGCAGACAGCCUACUAAAGCUGGUCUCUGUUUAUCCUCUGAUCAUUACCAGACAAAGACAGUCUCUGUGUCGUGACUAACUGGUAGCGCAUCUUCUGAUCAGACACCUACAAAUUGUGAAAGACAUAGACUGUUCUCUCUGUUACCGCACGGCAAUCGGUACCCGGAGAGCCAAGUUUGUGUCCAAAAGGCUCCUGAACAGCUUCUACCCCCAAGCCAUAAGAUUGCUUUUUUUUUGCACUGACUCUAUGCACACUCGCUGGACUCUACCCACACACACACACUUUCACACUCUUCACAUAUGCUGCUGCUACUCUGUUUAUAAUCUAUCCUGAUUGCCUAGUCACUUUUACCCCUACCUACAUGUACAUAUUACCUCAAUUACUGUACCUCAACUGCCUCGUACCCCUGCACAUUGACUCGGUACCGGUACUCCUUGUAUAUAGCCUCGUUAUUGUUCUUUUAUUUGUUACUAUUUCUUUUUUUAUUUAGCAAAUUGUUCUUACUUUUUAACUCUGCGUUGUUGGGAAAGGGCUCCUAAGUAAGCAUUUCACAGUAAAGUCUGCAGCUGUUGUAUUCGGCGCAGGUAACAAAUAACAUUUGAUUUGGUUUGAUUUACUACACAUAGGCCGUGGCGCGUGCACACACAAAUCAACAUGCAGGAGUCUUCAACUAAUGAAAUUCUUCAAUUUUAACCACUAGAAGACAGAUUCUUUUUGACGGGGGGCAAGAGAGCCAGACACACGGCUAUCAAACGUCACUUUGCAUCGGGCUGGUUGGUAUGGAUAGCAAUAGAGGCAGUUGUCUGGGCUAGAAGAACAGGGCAGAGCCAUCUUAAAGGGGGAAAAAACUAUAUUUAAUGUUACAUUGGUAGUCAUCAGAAAUAGUCCUGGUUAUAGUUUAUGUAACAAAGGCCUCCUUGUGAUAAACCCUAGAGUCUAAUAUUACCUUGUUUGCAGAGCAAACAAACAUAGAAUUAGGACAGAGAGUAAAAACACCUACCACAAAUGCUAGGGUUGUCUGUUGUUGUUGCCUGUAAUUUGUUUGAGUUUAAAGCCUAGUUUUGUGACUCUGAACGUGAUAGCACUGGUUAGUGUGCUGCUCUGUUCCUGAAUUACAGGGCAUUGGUAGACAGAUAGAAAUACAGGGCUGGGGUAGGGCGUGGAUUGGUGGGGAGGCUGACCUCACACAGCUCUGAUUACUAGGUCUGUGUCUGUUUCUCUGUGAAUUCUCUCAGGCUGCUACGGUAGGGGACCACAAUCAAAUGUAAUAUUUAAAAUCCAGGAUAUUUCUGAAAUCACACUGAGUAAUGACAUCCAUUUGAAAACAGGAGACAAGACAAGACCAACGAUCUACAAAGAGCUAUAUUUCUCUGUCUACAACAAGGGAGGAAUGCUUGGUGUAGCUAUGAAUAUACAGUGGGGUCUGAUUUAUUGACACCCUUGAUAAAGAUGAGCAAAAAUGAUUGUGCACUCUAACCCGAAUAAGUUAGCAGAACUCAAUAAAUUUGUGGCAACUGAUUGCUUAGGUUUUUUUGAGUUAUGAAACUUAAAAGUAUUGAUUGAUUGAUACGGUACUUAAUUUCUGUUAAUCAAUAUACAAUUUGUAUUACAGAUAACUUAAAGUAUUGAAUUAUUAACUUUAUUACUAUGAUCUAAAGUAACUUAAAAUAUGCAGUACCAGUCAAAAGUGAAGACACCUACUCAAUCCAGGGUUUUUCUUUAUUUGUAUUAUUAUUCACAUUUUAAAAUAAUAGUGAAGACAUCAAAACUAUGAAAUAACACAUAUAGAAUCAUGUAAAUAGUUGUGAUGGACUACUUUCUGGAGGACGAUCUUGCCAUGCUGACUCUCUCUGACUUGUAAAAUGAAUCAGACGAUGAGGAAAUCCCUGAUUUACAUUACCAGUCAACAGUUUUAGAAUACCUACUCAUUCAAGGGUUUUUCUUUAUUUCUUACUAUUUUCUACAUUGUAGAAUAAUAGUGAAGACAUCAAAACUAUGAAAUAUCACAUAUGGAAUCAUGUAGUAACCAAAAAAGUGUUCAACAAAUCAAAAUAUUUUAUAUUUGAGAUUCUUCAAAGUAGCCACCCUAUACAGAAGAUCCAGAAGAUAGCCCUAUUUGGUAAAAGACCAAAUCCAUAUUAUGGCAAGAGCAGCUCAAAUAAUCAAAGAGAAACGACAGUCCAUCAUUACUUUAAGACAUGAAGGUCAGUCAAUCCAGAUAAUGUCAAGAACUUUGAACGUUUCUUCAAGUGCAGUCUCAAAAACCAUCAAGCGCUAUGAUGAAACUGGCUUUCAUGAGGACCGCCACUGGAAAGGAAGACCCAGAGUUACCUUUGCUGCAGAGGAUAAGUUCAUUAGUUACCAGCCUCAGAAAUUGCAGCCCAAUAAGUGCUUCACAGAGUAUAGGUAACAGACACAUCUCAACAUCAACUGUUUGGAAGAGACUGAGGCCUUCAUGGUCGAAUUGCUUUACAGAAACCACUACUAAAGGACUCCAAUAAUAAGAGGAGACUUGCUUGGGCCAAGAAACACGAGCAAUGGACAUUAGACCGGUGGAAAUCUGUCCUUUGGUCUGGAGUCCAAAUUGGAGAUGUUUGGUUCCAACUGCUGUGUCUGUGAGACGCAGCGUAGGUCAACGAAUGAUCUCUGCAUGUGUAGUUCCCACUGAAGCAUGGAGGAGGUGGUGUGGGGUGCUUUGCUGGUGACACUGUCUGUGAUUUAUUUUGAAUUCAAGGCACACUUAACCACCAUGGCUACCACAGCAUUCUGCAGCAAAACGCCAUCCCAUCUGGUUUGGGCUUAGUGGGACAAUCAUUUGUUUUUCAACAGGACAAUGACCCAACACACCUCCAGGCUGUGUAAGGGCUAUUUGACCAAGAAGGAGAGUGAUGGAGUGCUGCAUCAGAUGACCUGGCCUCCACAAUCUCCCGACCUCUACCCAAUUUAGAUGGUUUUGGAUGUGUUGAACCGUAGAGUGAAGGAAAAGCAGCCAACAAGUGCUCAGCAUAUGUGGGAACUCCUUCAAGACUGUUGGAAAAGCAUUCCAGGUGAAGCUGGUUGAGAGAAUGCCAAGAGUGUGCAAAGCUGUCAUCAAGGCAAAGGGUGGCUAUUUUGAAGAAUCUCAAAUAUAAAAUAUAUUUUGAUUUGUUGAACACUUUUUUGGUUACUACAUGAUUCCAUAUGUGUUAUUUCAUAGUUUUGAUGUCUUCACUAUUACUCUACAAUGUAGAAAAUAGUAAAAAUAAAGAAAAACCCUGGAAUGAGUAGGUGUGUCCAAACCUUUGACUGGUACAGUAUAUCGAUUUAACUCAUUAUGUUUAAGUAAACGCAACACACCCCUAUCAAGUAGUUUUACUACAAACUUCAUGUUGCAUUUACUUAAUAUUGUUGUGUUAUUUUUACUUGCUAGCCAUUAACCUGUACUCAAUUAUUGUAAGUUGCGACAACUAAUGCGCAAAUUAAAAACUUAAAUUAAAAAAGGUAGUUGUACAUCUAAUCAAAAACAUUGUGGCAACUGAUUGUGUAUUGUUUAUUUUGGGGCACCAACUCAAACAAAAUAAUUUCAAUGUUAAUAGAACAAACAAACAAAAAAAAGGACAAAUAAAUGCUUUCAAACCAGGAAUAAUAUGGAUUUAUCGUUGCAGUAACAAUAACAGAGAUAGAUGGUUGGUAUUGAAUGGAGUUGAAGGAUGGGACUAAUAACAAAUAACAACAAAUAAUAACAAGAUAACUAAUAAUGUAAGCAUACUGUGUCCAAAAUAAGUAUAUAGGUUGUAUGUUGGGAGCUUUUGGGAAAGAGCACAGUUAGAAAGAUAUGGCAUAUAGAAGCAAACCGGAUGGACAUCAUGAAAAUGAUCGGAGAGGUUGAGAGUAGAAGUUCAGGAGCAAAAAAAAAAAAAUAUAUAUAUAUAUAAUUAUUGUAAAAUUGACUGUGUCCAUAAGGUGUAGAUAGUAAGUAUAGGCUGGAAGUAGAGGCCUGGGCAUUGUUGUUCACAAAUUUACCCCAAGUAGGGAAAGGAUGGCGGGGUUGAAAAGUAAUAAAGGGGAGUAUAUAUAUAAAAAACAUGGGGGAUUAGAAGUGAUGCAGACAAUUACAUUGAUAGAAGUUACAAUCUAUCUGCAAUAUUAAGCUGAUCUACCCAAAUAAGAAGAAAAUAAAAAAUAAAAAUAAAUAAAAAAUUAACACAUUUCCUGAAGAAAAGACUCCUGAUCAGAGUACAUUUAAAGAGAAUACAGUAAUAGGUUCACGUUAGAGAACAUAGUGCAAGGUUCACAAUUAAAGAGCACAGAUUGGGGUCAAUGUCUCACUGGAGGUCAGGUUUGGGUCAGUCAUUUUCAAUUCAGUUGAUUUGGUAAGUAAACUGAAAUUAUAAUAUUGUCCUCAUUGCCCUCGUUAAGGAAAAUAUUUGAAUUUCAGUUUACUUCCUGAAUUGACUGAAUUUAAAAUGGAAUUGACCCGACCCUGACCUCCACUGAGACAUUGCCCCAUAUGUAAGCCCCAAAAUCAACUUGUCAGUGCUAGGCCUAUUCAAGUGCUGCGUGUUACAAACAGUGGACAACAUGCUUAGAAAAAGUCAUCUCAAUGAAUUUGAGCAAGGAAAUAGUAAGCUAAGGAAAAUGGCAAAUCUAAGAAACACCAUGACCUACAAUUAUUAGCUUACAUACUGCAAAGGUUCAAAGAGAACACUUUACAGUAGCACUUCCAACAUGGUUGGGGUCAAUUCCGUUUCAAAUCAGCAAGUAAACAAAAAUGUCUAUAUCAAUUCCGAUUUUCCUCAUUGCCUCCUAUGAGAUGAAAUUAGAACUGGAAUUUCAGUUUACUUCCUGAAUUGAAAUGGAAUUGACCCCAACCCUGGUGGAGGUGCUACUGUAAUGAUGAUUAGGGGGUAAGCGCAAGUGUUUUUUGGGGUUCCUUUCCUAAACAAUAAAAAAUAUUCAACAAUGUCAACAAAUAAUUUUGAGGUCAGUUUGGGAUUAUAAAACAGCUUUUUAUUUGAAGUAAACUGAAAUUGAGACAGCUCAACAGGGACAAUACCUUCCAAAAGAUUAAAAACCUGUGAUGGGGUGGAAAUACUGCAGUGACGCAACAGUAUCACUUUGCACAGCAUUUUGUACUUUAAAGUCAUGGCUGGCUUUUGUUCUCAGGCUAAACUCUUUGCGGACGUGUGGUGACUUGGCUCAGUAUUUGGUUCUGAGAUAUUGCUUAGAAUAUCAGUGUUAUUAAACAGCCUUGAAUCUAAAGUAUUGGAACAUACACUGUUGUGUGUCCAGGUUGCUCUAAGUCUAAAACAUGCUGUACUGGCAUUACCGUACUGGCAUUAGUUUCUCAAAAGAUGUCAGCUUUAGCUGAUUAAACAUCUUAUUAAAAAAAAGCUAUAAAACCAAAACGCUAUGUAAAUAAAAAACAUAUAAUAAAUUUAAGUGUACAGGUGAAGACUUAGGAGUGUAUGUUUUCAUACAAAAAGUAAAGUCGCAACAAUAGAAUUCUAUGCAAAUUCCACCUGCAUGGUUCAGGGAAAGUCCAUGUAAAGCACUUGUGGUAGGUGGCCUGUAAGAUUUUCUGUUCCGACUUCAAACCAAAUACUCUGACAAUCUUCUGUAUUGAAUUCUAGCAGCUCAGCAUAACACUUCUUACAUAAUUCAACACAAUGUCAUCUAAAAAAAUAAGACUCCAACCUUAAGCCACAUGUAAUCAGCUUGUGAUCAAUGCCUACACAUGUAUCAUCAAAUCCUUCUUCAGAGCCUGUAGCCUUGGCUUCAUUUUCCCAUCUUCUAAACUUAGCAGGAUAUUCUGAAUGAACUCAAACGUGUUGGACAGUUAUUUUGGAUAACUGAGAUGUAGAGCAAAGAUCAGACCAAACAUUACCAUACGGCAGUCUGAGGAGGUCAAUCACCACAACUUCACUCUCCAGGACGUCAGAGAUCUUGACCGGAUUGUAGUGGACUGGAUUUUUCGAAGCGAAAAACAGGUUUAGACAUUUUUGCAAAUGUAUGAAAAAUUAAUAAAAUAAAAAUACCUUAUUUAAAUAAGUACAGUGCCUUGCCAAAGUAUUCAUUCCCCUUGCCGUUUUUAUUUUAUUUUGUUGCAUUACAACCUGUAAUUUAAAUAGAUUUUUAUUUGGAUGUAAUGGACGUAAACAAAAUAGUCCAAAUUGGUGAAGUGGAAUGAAAAAUAAAAACUUGAUUCAAAAAAUUAGAAAAAAUGAAUAACAGAAAAGUGGUGCGUGCAUAUGUAUUCACCCCCUUUGCUAUGAAGCCCCAAAAUAAGAUCUGGUGCAACCAAUUACCUUCAGAAGUCACAUAAUUAGUUAAAUAAAGUCCACCUGUGUGCAAUCUAAGUGUCACAUGAUCUCAGUACAUACAGUUGAAGUCGAUAGUUUACAUACACCUUAGCCAAAUACAUUUAAACUCAGUUUUUCACAAUUCCUGACAUUUAAUCCUAGUAAAAAUGCCCUGUCUUAUGUCAGUUAGGAUCACCACUUUAUUUUAAGAAUGUGAAAUGUCAGAAUAAUAGUAGAGAGAAUGAUUUAUUUCAGCUUGUAUUUCUUUCAUCACAUUCCCAGUGGGUCAGAAGUUUACACACACUCAAUUAGUAUUUGGUAGCAUUGCCUUUAAAUUGUUUAACUUGGGUCAAACAUUUCGGGUAGCCUUCCACAAGCUUCCCACAAUAAGUUGGGUGAAUUUUGGCACAUUCCUCCUGACAGAGCUGGUGUAACUGAGUCAGGUUUGUAGGCUUCCUUGCUCGCACACGCUUUUUCAGUUCUGCCCACAAAUGUUCUAUAGGAUUGAGGUCAGGGCUUUGUGAUGGCCACUCCAAUACCUUGACUUUGUUGUCUUUAAGCCAUUUUGCCACAACUUUGGAAGUAUGCUUGGGGUCAUCGUCCAUUUGGAAGACUCAUUUGCGACCAAGCUUUAACUUCCUGACUUAUGUCUUGAGAUGUUGCUUCAAUACAUCCACAUAAUUUUCCUUCCUCAUGAUGCCAUCUAUGUUGUGAAGUGCACCAGUCCCUCCUGCAGCAAAGCAGCCCCACAGCAUGAUGCUGCCACCCCCGUGCUUCACGGUUGGGAUGGUGUUCUUCGGCUUGCAAGCAUCCCCCUUUUUCCACCAAACAUAACGAUGGUCAUUAUGGCCAAACAGUUCUAUUUUAGUUUCAUCAGACCAGAGGUCAUUUCUCAAAGCAGUACGAUCUUUGUCCCCAUGUGCAGUUGCAAACCAUAGUCAGGCUUUUUUAUGGCCGUUUUGGAGCAGUGGCUUCUUCCUUGCUGAGUGGCCUUUCAGGUUUUGUCGAUAUAGGACUCGUUUUACUGUGGAUAGAUACUUUUGUACCCGUUUCCUCCAGCAUCUUCACAAGGUCAUUUGCUGUUGUUCUGGGAUUGAUUUUCACUUUUCGCACCAAAGUACGUUCAUCUCUAGGAGACAGAACGCGUCUCCUUCCUGAGCGGUAUGACGGCUGCGUGUACCCAUGGAGUUUAUACUUGCGUACUAUUGUUUUUACAGAUGAACGUGGUACCUGCAUUUGGAAAUUGCUCUCAAGGAUGAACCAGACUUGUGGAGGUCUACAAUUUGUUUUCUGAGGUCUUAGCUGAUUUAUUUUGAUUUUCCCAUGAUGUCAAGCAAAGAGGCACUGAGUUUGAAGGUAGGCCUUGAAAUACAUCCACAGGUACACCUCCAAUUGACUCAAAUUAUGUCAAUUAGCCUAUCAGAAGCUUCUAAAGCCAUGAAAUCAUUUUCUGGAAUUUUCCAAACUGUUUAAAAGGCACUUCUGACCCAGUGGAAUUGUGAUACAGUGAAUUAUAAGUGAAAUAAUCUGUCUGUAAACAAUUUUUGGAAAAAUGACUUGUGUCAUGCACAAAGUAGAUGUCCUAACCGACUUGCCAAAACUAGUUUGUUAAUAAGAAAUUUGUGGAGUGGUUGAAAAACGAGCUUUAAUGACUCCAACCUAAGUGUGUGUAAACUUCCGACUUCAACUGUCUAUAUAUAUCUGUUCUGAAAGGCCCCAGAGUCUGCAACACCACUAAGCAAGGGGCACCACCAAGCAAGCGGCACCAUGAAGACCAAUGAGCUCUCCAAACAGUUCAGGGACAAAGUUGUGGAGAAGUGUAUAAAACAAUAAGAAACUAUGAACAUCCCACGGAGCAACAUUACAUCCAUUAUUAAAAAUUUUAAAGAAUAUGGCACCACAACAAACCUGCCAAGAGAGGGCCGCCCACUAAAACUCACGGACCAGGCAAGGAGGCCAUUAAUCAGAGAGGCAACAAAGACACCAAAGAUAACCCUGAAGGAGCUGCAAAGCUCCACAGCGGAGAUUGGAGUCUUUCAAUAGGAAAGCUUUAAGACGUACACUCCACAGAGCUGGGCUUAAGGGAAGAGUGGCCAGAAAAAAGCCAUUGCUUAAAGAAAAAAAUAAGCAAACACGUUUGGUGUUCGCCAAAAGGCAUGUGGGACACUCCCCAAACAUAUGGAAGAAGGUACUCGUCAGAUGAGACUAAAAUUGAGCUUUUUAGCCAUCAAGGAAAACGCUAUGUCUGGCGCAAACCAAACACCUCUCAUCACCCCGAGAACACCAUCCCCACAGUGAAGCAUGGUGGUGGCAGCAUCAUGCUGUGGGGAUGUUUUUCAUUGGCAGGGACUGUGAAACUGGUCAGAAUUGAAGGAAUGAUGGAUGGCGCUAAAUACAGGGAACUUCGAGGGAAACCUGUUUCAAUCUUCCAGAUAUUUGGGACUGGGACGGAGGUUCACCUUCCAGCAGGACAAUGACCCUAAGCACACUGCUAAAGCAACACUCAAGUGGUUUAAGGGGAAAUUUAAAUGUCUUGGAAUGGCCUAGUCAAAGCCCAGCCCUCAAUCCAAUUGAGAAUCUGUGGUAUGACUUAAAGAUUGCUGUACACCAGCGGAACACAUCCAACUUGAAGGAGCUGGAGCAGUUUUGCCUCGAAGAAUGGGCAACAAUCCCAGUGGCUAGAUGUGCCAAGCUUAUAGAGACAUACCCCAAGAGACUUGCAGCUGUAAUUGUUGCAAAAGGUGGCUCUACAAAGUAUUGACUUUGGAGGGGUGAAUAGUUCUGCAUGCUCAAGUUCUGUUUUUCUGUCUUAUUUGUUGUUUGUUUCACUUAAAAAAUAUUUUGCAUCUUCAAAGUGGUAGGCAUGUUGUGUAAAUUAAAUGAUACAAACCCCCCAUGAAUCCAUUUUAAUUCCAGGUUGUAAGGCAACAAAAUAGGAAAAAUGCCAUUGGAUUUAGACCCUUUGCUAUGAGACUCGAAAUUGAGCUCAGGUGCAUCCUGUUUCCAUUGAUCAUCCUUGAGAUGUUUCUACAACUUGAUUGGAGCCCACCUGUGGUAAAUUCAAUUGAUUAGACAUGAUUUGGAAUAGCACACACCUGUCAAUGUAAGGUCCCACAGUUGACAGUGCAUGUCAGAGCAAAAACCAAGCCAUGAGGUCGAAAGGAAUUGUCCGUAGAGCUCAGAGACAGGAUUGUGUCGAGGCACAUAUCUGUGGAAGGGUACAAAAAAAUUCUGCAGCAUUGAAGGUCCCCAAGAACACAGAGGUCUCCAUCAUUCGUAAAUGGAAGAAGUUUGGAACCACCAAGACUCUUCUUAAAGCUGGUUGCCCGGCCAAACUGAGCAAUCGGGGGAGAAGGGCCUUGGUGAGGGAGGUGACCAAGAACUCGGUGGUCAGUCUGACAGAGCUCAAGAGUUCCUCUGUGGAGAUGGGAGAACCUUCCAGAAGGACAACUGUCUCUGCAGCGCUCCACCAAACAGUUGUUUAUGGUAGAGUGGCCAGACGGAAGCCACUCCUCAGUAAAAGGCAUAUGACAGCCUGCUUGGAGUUUGCCAAAAGGCACCUAAAGGACUCUCAGACCAUGCGAAACAAGAUUCUCUGGUCUGAUGAAACCAAGAUUGAACUCUUUGGCCUGAAUGCCAAGCAUCACGUCUGUGGGAAACCUGGCACCAUCCCUACGGUGAAGUAUGGUGGUGGCAUCAUCAUGCUCUGAGGAUGUUUUUCAGCGGCAGGGACUGGGAGACUAUUCAGGGUUGAGGCAAAGAUGAACGGACCAAAGUACAGAUAGAUCCUUGAUUAAAGCCUGCUCUAGAGCACUCAGGACCUCAGACUGGGACGAAGGUUCACCUUCCAACAGGACAACGACCCUAAGCACACAGCCAAGACAACGCAAGAGUGGCUUCGGGACAAGUAUCUGAAUGUUUUUGAGUGGCCCAGUCAGAGCCCGGACUUGAUUCCGAAAAUAUCUGGAGAGACCUAAAAAUAGCUGUGCAGUAACGCUCCCCAUCCAACCUGACAGAGCUUGAGAGGAUUUGCAGAAAAGAAUGGAAAAACUCCAAAUACAGGUGCGCCAUAUUGUAGCGUCAUACCCAAGAAGACUCGAGGCUGUAAUUGCUGCCAAAGGUGCUUCAACAAAGUAAAGGGCCAGACAUAGCGUUUUCCUUGAUGGCCAGAGUACCUUCUUCCAUAUGUUUGGGGAGUUUCGCACUUGGCUUUUGGCGAACAUGAAACGUGUUUGCUUAUUUUUUUUCUUUAUGCAAAUUUCAUUUUUUUUUUAUAACCCAACCCUGAUCUGUACUUCUCCACAACUUUGGCCUUUCAGAACAGGUGUAUAUAAACUGAGAUCAUGUGACACUUAGAUUGCACACAGGUGGACAUUAUUUAACUAAUUAUGUGACUUCUGAAGGUAAUUGGUUGCACCAGAUCUUAUUUAGGGGCUUCAAAGCAAAGGGGGUGAAUACACAUGCACGCACAACUUCUUCGUUGUUUAUUUAAAAAAAAAUUUAAACAAGUUAUUUUUUUCAUGUCACUUCACCAAUUUGGACUAUUUUGUGUAUGUCCAUUACAUGAAAUCCAAAUAAAAAUCCAUUUAAAUUACAGGUUGUAAUGCAACAAAAUAGGAAAAACGCCAAAGGGGAUGAAUAUAUUUGCAAGGCACUGUACUUAUUAUGGAUACAGUAUGCUUUACAAUAGUUAUCUUGUUGUUAUUAGUUGUGUUAGUCCCAUCCAUCAGCUCCAUUCAACACCUCCCUUCUAUUUGCCCUAUAUUUUUCAACUGUACUGUGAUGUUUCACAAAAGUUCUAAACCCUUCUAUUCUCAUUGUUUCUACAGAUUGUAAAUUGAAAAUAAACAUUUUUGUUAAAAGUAUUAUUAUAUCAUUGAUCGAUAUACUAUGACUUUUCAGAUCACCCAGUAGUGCUAUCUGCAGGGUUAGCUCCAGGUAAAUAUUGCCAUUCCUGGACCUGUGACCAAAAACAAGCUACAAAUGGACAGUACCAAAACAAAUGAUCUAAUGAUUCUGUCUCUUCGCAGCAAAAUCUGCAGUGCUGGGAAGAUUGUGUCCUCCAUAUAAAUAACAUUCUAUUGGUAGCAAGAAUUUAGUAUAAUAAUUUAAAUUGAAAAAUGCAACAUUUUGAAUCCGGCGUCGUUUUGCGUAUCAGUUCAUAAACACUAUGCCAUGGAAUCGGUUUGUCAGAAAUCUCUUCCCAACUAUUUUGCAAUCUAUAUGGGACGGCUUUCAAUCCUUUGGUCCUUAAAUGAAACUGGUAUACUUUUUUAUUUAUCCAAAUUUUCUUUAACCAAUUAUGUUCUUUAAUGCAGGGCCGACAGACAAGUUCCUUACUUUUCCCCCCUUCCACUUUCCUCUUCCAUUUUUGCGGUAAUACUCCAAUUAUUUGGUUGUAAUUUUGGGUAGAGCAGACAUUUCCAUAUGUUUUAGUUAGCUGCUUGUGCGACGUAACUCCACCAGUCCUACCUAUGAUAUCAUUUACGAAGAUUAUACCUUUUUAAAACAUGUUUUUUUAUGAAUUUCUAUAUUUGAGUUUAACCACAAUAUUUGUUGCAUUAUUUGUUCUGUCGUUUCUGGGGGAUUAAAUUGAAAUUGAAACCAACUUUCUAUGGCUUGUUUUAGAAAUAGUGAUAUUUGGUUGGUGGUUUCCUUUUCAAAUAACUGAAAGUGAGAGGUUGUAAUCUGAAUAAAGGGAAAAGGGCCAUUCUUGAACAUGGGGUGAGACAAUCUUACUAAUUUGCUAGAGAACCAUUUCGGAUUUAAGUAUAACUUUUGUAUGACUGAAGCUUUUAGUGAUAGGUCUAAUGCUUUAAUAUUUAAUCAUUUCUGUCCUCCGAAUUCAUUAUAUAAAUAGGCCCUUUAAUUUUGUCUGGCUUGCCGUUCCAAAUAAAAUUUAAUAUUUUUUUCUCAUAUAACUUAAAAAACGGUUUGCUAGGCGUAGGUAAGACAAUAAGCAAAUAGGUAAACUUGGAUAAUACUAAAGAGUUAAUCAGGGUGAUUUUUCCACAAAUAGACAGGUAUUUACCUUUCCAUGAUAGCAAGAUCUAAUCUAUUUUUGCUAACUUUCUAUAACAUUUAUUGGAGUGAGAUCAUUUAUUUCAUUUGAGAUAUGUAUUCCGAGUAUAUCCACAUCACCAUCAGACCAUUUUAUUGGUAAACUAAUCAUAUUUUUUAGUGAUACAAUAAGUAAUAUACAGUGGGGGGGGGAAAGUAUUUAGUCAGCCACCAAUUGUGCAAGUUCUCCCACUUAAAAAGAUGAGAGAGGCCUGUAAUUUUCAUCAUAGGUACACGUCAACUAUGACAGACAAAUUGAGAUUUUUUCUCUCCAGAAAAUCACAUUGUAGGAUUUUUAAUGAAUUUAUUUGCAAAUUAUGGUGGAAAAUAAGUAUUUGGUCACCUACAAACAAGCAAGAUUUCUGGCUCUCACAGACCUGUAACUUCUUCUUUAAGAGGUUCCUCUGUCCUCCACUCGUUACCUGUAUUAAUGGCACCUGUUUGAACUUGUUAUCAGUAUAAAAGACACCUGUCCACAACCUCAAACAGUCACACUCCAAACUCCACUAUGGCCAAGACCAAAGAGCUGUCAAAGGACACCAGAAACAACAUUGUAGACCUGCACCAGGCUGGGAAGACUGAAUCUGCAAUAGGUAAGCAGCUUGGUUUGAAGAAAUCAACCGUGGGAGCAAUUAUUAGGAAAUGGAAGACAUACAAGACCACUGAUAAUCUCCCUCGAUCUGGGGCUCCACGCAAGAUCUCACCCUGUGGGGUCAAAAUGAUCACAGGAACGGUGAACAAAAAUCCCAGAACCACACGGGGGGACCUAGUGAAUGACCUGCAGAGAGCUGGGACCAAAGUAACAAAGCCUACCAUCAGUAACACACUACGCCGCCAGGGACUCAAAUCUUUCAGUGCCAGACGUGUCCCCCUGCUUAAGCCAGUACAUGUCCAGGCCCGUCUGAAGUUUGCUAGAGUAUAUUUGGAUGAUCCAGAAGAGGAUUGGGAGAAUGUCAAAUGGUCAGAUGAAACCAAAAUAUUACUUUUUGGUAAAAACUCAACUCGUCGUGUUUGGAGGACAAAGAAUGCUGAGUUGCAUCCAAAGAACACCAUACCUACUGUGAAGCAUGGGGGUGGAAACAUCAUGCUUUGGGGCUGUUUCUCUGCAAAGGGACCAGGAUGACUGAUCCGUGUAAAGGAAAGAAUGAAUGGGGCCAUGUAUCGUGAGAUUUUGAGUGAAAACCUCCUUCCAUCAGCAAGGGCAUUGAAGAUGAAACGUGGCUGGGUCUUUCAGCAUGACAAUAAUCCCAAACACACCGCCCGGGCAACGAAGGAGUGGCUUCGUAAGAAGCAUUUCAAGGUCCUGGAGUGGCCUAGCCAGUCUCCAGAUCUCAACCCCAUAGAAAAUAUUUGGAGGGAGUUGAAAGUCCGUGUUGCCCAGCGACAGCCCCAAAACAUCACUGCUCUAGAGGAGAUCUGCAUGGAGGAAUGGGCCAAAAUACCAGCAACAGUGUGUGAAAACCUUGUGAAGACUUACAGAAAACGUUUGACCUGUGUCAUUGCCAACAAAGGGUAUAUAAAAAAGUAUUGAGAAACUUUUGUUAUUGACCAAAUACUUAUUUUCCACCAUAAUUUGCAAAUAAAUUCAUAAAAAAUCCUACAAUGUGAUUUUCUGGAUUUUUUUUUCUCAUUCUGUCAUAGUUGACGUGUACCUAUGAUGAAAAUUACAGGCCUCUCAUCUUUUUAAGUGGGAGAACUUGCACAAUUGGUGGCUUACUAAAUACUUUUUUCCCCCACUGUAUUACAUUUAUCAUAAUUUGGUUGUAAUCCAGAGAGGUUAGAAAAUUUAUCUAGAUCCUCUAUGAGGCUGUGGAGGCAUUCUAGUUGUGGAUUUAAAAGAAAACAUGAAUCAUCAGCGUACAAUGACACCUUUGUUUUUAAGCCCUGGAUUUCUAAUCCCUUGAUAUUUUUGUUGGAUCUGAUUUUAAUAGCUAACAUUUUGAUGGCCAUACUAAAUAGAUAUGCCGAUAGUGGACAACCUUGUUUUACUCCUCUUGACAGUUUAAAACUUUCGGAGAAAUAGCCAUGAUUUAUUAUUUUACACCUAGGGUUAGUAUACAUGAUUUUAACCCAUUUUAUAAGAGAUUCUCCAAAAUUGAAAUGCUCCAGGCAUUUAUAUAUAAACUCCAGUCGUACUUUAUCAAAUGCCUUUUCAAAGUCUGCUAUGAAAAGCAGGCCUGGUUUCCCAGUUUUUCAUAGUGUUCCAGUGUUUGAAGUACUUGCCUUAUAAUAUCUCCAAUGUAUCGUCUAUGUAAAAAACCUGUCUGAUUUGAAUGAAUAAUGUCCGACAAUAGACAGAAAGUGUUUGCAGAACCAGUGUAUUUAAUUUAUUUUACCCUGAUACAAAAAUAAAAUGUAUAUAUCAGGUCUUUUUUUUAAAGAGUGAAAUUUGACAAUACAUUGAAUACCUGAAUUUCCACCAAAAUCCCUGAUCUCCAUUCAUUAUUUGUCCAUGGCAGUAAAAUGUUUUAUGUGCUAUAAUUUAGUCAAUAAUGGAGGGAUUAUAAAAAUUCUAAAAGUUUGGAAUAUCUUCAUUUAUUUAAUCAAAUUGUUUUUAAAACCUUUUAACAAUUUUGAUGACCGUUUCUAGUGUGUGUGUGUGUGUGACAGAGAGAGAGAGAGAGGUUUAUUUGUGUGUGUGAGAGAGAGGAUGUGUGCGUGUGGUGUGUUCCUUUAUCUCCCCGUGAUCCUUCCGUAUUCCAAAAUCCUCUGCUUUCCGAGACUCUUGUUUUCCCAUGUAUGCGUAGCUGGAGUUUACGUGUUUUAAUUUGAAGUAUGUUCUCUGGUCUGCUUAAUGCUUCCUGAUCCUUGCUAAGACCAGUUAGCCGUAAGUAGAGCUUCUAGCAGCUCCCUAAUAAACCCUGUAAUAGUAAUGUUGUGGACAGACAGUUUCCAACAGGGACUCUCUCUUGGAAGUCAGAAUGAUGCUAAUCAGUUCUGGAAGGCUUUGAACUCAUCAUGGAACUCAGACAAACACACACACACAAAUCUGCACAAAUGCAUGGAUGCACUCCACACACAUUGACACAUUAACAAACUGAGUUAUUACUUCUAAACAGAAACACUUUUUUUGGGUUAUCAUAUGCUUACAAUGUUGUUUUGAGUAUUGCUUGAACGGUCGCUAAGAUUCAAUUUGGUUGUGAUCAGAUUUUGAAUGCAGCAGUUGUUAGCUAGAAUGCUAACGCUCAUUGGCAUAGACCAGGGUUUCCCAACCCUGUUCCUGGAGAGCUACCCUCCUGUAUGUUUUCGCUCCAACCCCAGGUGUUACUAACCUGAUUCAUCUUAUCAACCUGGUAAUUAUUAGAAUCAGGUGUGCUAGAUUAGGGUUGGAGCAAAGACCUACAGGACAGUAGCUCUCCAGGAACAGGGUUGGGCAGUCCUGGCAUAGACUGUAGCAAAGCUUGUCAAAGAGCAAUUUUAUUGGUUGAAGUGUAUUUUUUAAAUAUAGUGGAGUUGAUUUGCGACAAUGAAACAAACAUUAUACUAAGCAGGAGAUUCAUACGAGCCUUACAAUCCAAUUAUAAUCCAAAAGUAGUGUGAAAGGCACUCAUAAGCAACAUGUAAAAUAGGCUUUCUUUGCUGGCGGUCUAUGAGAACUCCUCCGUGUUUUCUCCCAAGGUGGGGAAAUUGUGAAUACCGACUUGGCGUAUGCUGGCUUGAGUGAGUGAGUGAGUGGGAGAGAGAGAGCAAGCUUAGUGUAUUAACUUUUUUUUCUGGAGAAGGCACAAUCAUGUGAUCAGGCCCAAUGAGGUUGCACAGGGAAAGAAGAAGGCUGGCCCAGGCCUGCCCAGCGUUAUCCAAUGAGGUUGCAGAGAGAGAGAGAGAACCAUAACGUGGUGCACAUAUCUGCAUAUACAGUGCAUUCGGAAACAAUUCAGACCCCUUCACUUUUUCCACAUUUUGUUACGUUACAGCCUUAUUCUAAAAUUGAUUCAAUAUAUAAUUUUUUUAUCUACACACAAUACCCCAUAAUGACAAAGCAAAAACUGGUUUUUAGAAAAUUGUGCAAAUAAAAAAUAUAUAAAAAACUUAAAUAUCACCUUUUCAUAAGUAUUCAGACCCUUUACUCAGUACUUUGUUGAAGCACCUUUGGCAGCAAUUACAGCCUAGAGUUUUCUUGUGUAUGAUGCUAUAAGCUUGAGGCGUUUCUCCCAUUCUUCUCUGCAGAUCCUGUCAAGCUCUGUCAGGUUGGAUGGGGACCGUUGCUGCACAGCUUUUUUCAGGUCUCUCUAGAGAUGUUAGAUUGGGUUCAAAUCCGGGCUCUGGCUGGGCCACUCAAGGACAUUCAGAGACUUGUUCCGAGCCACUCCUGCAUUGUGUUGGCUGUGUGCUUAGGGUCGUUGUCCUGUUGGAAGGUGAACCUUCGUCCCAGUCUGAGGUCCUGAGCACUCUGGAGCAGGUUUUCAUCAAGGAUCUCUCUGUACUUUGCUCUGUUCAUCUUUCCCUCGAUCCUGACUAGUCUCCCAGUCCCUGCCGCUUAAAAACAUCCCCACAGCAUGAUGCUAACACCACCAUGCUUCACCGUAGGGAGGUGCCAGGUUUCCUCCAGACGUGACGCUUGGCUUUCAGGCCAAAGAGUUCAAUCUUGGUUUCAUCAGACCAGAGAAUCUUGUUUCUCAUGGUGUGAGAGUCCUUUAGGUGCCUUUUGGCAAACUCCAAGCGGGCUGUCAUGUGCCUUUUACUGAGGAGUGGCUUCUGUCUGGCCACUCUACCUUAAAGGCCUGAUUGGUGGAGUGCUGCAGAGAUGUUUGUCCUUCUGGAAGGUUCUCCGAUCUCCACAGAGGAACUCUGAAGCUCUGUCAGAGUGACCAUCGGGUUCUUGGUCACCUCCCUGACCAAGGCCCUUCUCCCCCAAUUGCUCAGUUAGGCCGUGUGGCUUGCUCUAGGAAGAGUAUUGGUGGUUCCAAACUUCUUCCAUUUAAGAAUGAUGGAGGCCACUGUGUUCUUGGGGAACUUCAACGCUGAGAAAUGUUUUGGUACCCUUCCCCAGAUAUGUGCCUCGACACAAUCCAGUCUCCGAGCUCUAUGGACAAUUCCUUCGACCUCAUGCCUUGGUUUUUGCUCUGACAUGCACUGUAAACUGUGGGACCUUAUAUAGACAGGUGUGUGCCUUUCCAAAUCAUGUCCAAUCAAUUGAAUUUACCACAGGUGGAAUCCAAUCAAGUUGUAGAAACAUCUCAAGGAUGAUCAAUGGAAACAGGAUGCACCUGAGAUCAGUUCCGAGUCUCAUAGCAAAGGGUCUGAAUACUUGUGUAAAUAAGGUAUUUCUGUUUUUUAUUUUUUUUACAAAUUUGCAAACAUUUCUAAAAAACUGUUUUCACUUCGUCAUUUUGGGGUGUGGUGUGUAGAUUGACGAGGAUGUUUAUUUUAUUUAUUCAAUUUUAGAAUCAGGCUGUAACGUAACAAAAUGUGGAAAAUGUCAAAGGAUCUGAAAACAUUCCGAAUGCACUGUAAUGCAAUUUCUGGGGAGCACUUUUGGCUCGUGAGCGCUACUUUCACAACUAUCUGGUGUGCUGCUUCAAGUGUGAAGGAAAUCUCAAGCUUCUGCUCACCUGAUAUAGAAUGCCUCAUGGUAAGCUGCAGACCCUUUGAUCUACCAAGAGAGUUCUCAUCCGUAAUUAUCACUGCUGUCUAUAUUCCUCCACAGGCCUUGUGUUGUUAUUGUCAUUAGUUUUCGUCAGGAAAAAUAGGUCAUUGACAAGUAUUUUUUUCCAUCACAGUUAUUGUUGACGAAAUUAACACUGUUAUGAAGAAAGCUCAGAGAGAGGCACCAAAACUGAGAACAUAGUACUCAUUCUAUCUCUCUCUCUCUCUCUCUCUCUCUCUCUCUCUCUCUCUCUCUCUCUCUCUCUCUCUCUCUCUCUCUCUCUCUCUCUCUCUCUCUCUCUCUCUCUCUCUCUCCCCCUCUACCUCUCUUUGCUAUGUAUAUUUGCCGAAUUUACCAAAAAGGUAUUUUAGAAAUAAAAAAAUCUCUCCUCUUUCUCUCUCUCCCCCUCAGGCUUGCCAAGUUUCGUCAAGUCUCCCGAGGACCAAACAGGUAUAUCGGGUGGCGUAGCGUCAUUCGUGUGCCAGGCCACAGGAGAGCCCAAACCCAGGAUCACCUGGAUGAAGAAGGGCAAGAAAGUCAGCUCCCAACGCUUUGAGGUACACACACACACAGGGGUCAACCCCGAGUGUCUACUUAUGGAUCAUGCUGACAAGAUUCUACCAUCACGCUGUCUGUUGGUGUAGCUGCUCGAAAUCCCUCCUUCUCUCUUCAUUCUUCAUUCUUCCAUCCUCCUUCUCUCUCUCUGUCAGUCAGUUUCAUCUAUUGUUUUUUAGUCUUUAAUUUCAAGCGUCAUCCUCCUUUCUUCUCACAUCAUCUGUCAAUCCCUUGAUCCCCCCCAUCUCUCUCUCUUCAUUCUCUCUCUCUCUCUCUCUCUCUCUCUCUCUCUCUCUCUCUCUCUCUCUCUCUCUCUCUCUCUCUCUCUCUCUCUCUCUCUCUCUCUCUCUCUCUCUCUCUCUCUCUCUCUCUUCUAUCUAGCUCUCCUCUAGUUUAACCAUGUUGAACAGAGUAUGACUGUGUAAGUAUGAUAUGUGUGAUAUCACAGACUGGCUGAACCGUGGGGCAGCCAGGCAGUAGGGCUGUGGGCUUGGUUACAACAUCUAAGACCAGUCUGCUAUGCAAUAGGGCAGCCAGUGGGGAUGUAGGGGUUGAUAACGUCUAUCAUGACAGACCUUGACAACAGAGGGACAUCAUGGGAGAACAGUGAAAUGGGCUGAAACCAGAGGAAUUCCUGCUUUUCUGACAUAAUUCUCUAUUGAUGUAUAAUUACAAUUUACGUAUCCCUAGCCAAAAUCUAGAUGUUCCAUGUUGUCCUGAUCACAACCCUACUAAAAGACUGUCUCAUGUCUUCUGUGUGUGUGUGUUUGUCUGUGUGUGUGUAUCCCUACCAGGUGAUAGAGUUUGAUGAUGGUUCUGGGUCUUUACUGAGGAUCCAGCCCCUGAGGACACACAGAGACGAGGCCAUUUAUGAG